CCCCGAGCGCGCGGCUGGCUCCUCCCCCGGCACUCGGCCGGCCGGCGAGAGGCAGCGGGGGCUGGGGCGCCGGGCCUGUGCGGCCCGCGGCCCGCUGGGGUGCAGUCCCGUGCCGGGGCGGGGCAGGCGCGGCCGCCCAGUUCCUGAUUCUCUGAGCGGGGCCGGGACUGGGGGCGCCACAGGCGCGGGGACGCGGGCGGCGAAGGAUGGGCCCGUGCCGCGCGCCGAGCCUGCCCCGAGGCCCCGGCCUGCGGCUCCCGUUGCUGCUGCUCCUGCUGCUGCUGCAGGGCGCGGGCGCCGGGGCCGGCCGGCCGCCGCACCUCGUCUUCGUGCUGGCGGACGACCUGGGCUGGCACGACGUGGGCUUCCACGGCUCGCGCAUCCGCACGCCGCGCCUGGACGCGCUGGCGGCCGGCGGGGUGCUGCUCGACAACUACUACACGCAGCCGCUCUGCACCCCGUCGCGGAGCCAGCUGCUCUCCGGCCGCUACCAGAUCCACACAGGUUUACAGCACCAAAUAAUCUGGCCCUGUCAGCCCAGCUGCCUUCCUCUGGAUGAAAAACUCCUGCCCCAGCUUCUAAAAGAAGCAGGCUACACUACCCACAUGGUCGGAAAAUGGCACCUGGGAAUGUACCGGAAAGAAUGCCUUCCAACCCGCCGAGGAUUUGAUACCUACUUUGGGUAUCUCCUAGGUAGUGAAGAUUACUAUUCCCAUGAGCGCUGUACAUUCAUCAACGCUCUGAACGUCACACGAUGUGCUCUCGAUUUUCGAGAUGGUGAAGAAGUUGCCACAGGAUAUAAAAAUAUGUAUUCAACAAGUGUAUUUACCGAAAGGGCGACAGCCCUCAUAACUAACCAUCCACCAGAGAAGCCUCUAUUUCUCUACCUUGCUCUCCAGUCUGUCCACCAGCCCCUUCAGGUCCCUGAAGAAUACCUGAAGCCAUACCACUUUAUCCAAGAUAAGAACAGGUAUCACUAUGCAGGAAUGGUGUCCCUUUUGGAUGAAGCAGUGGGAAAUGUCACCGCAGCCUUAAAAAGCCGUGGGCUCUGGAACAACACGGUGUUCAUCUUCUCUACAGAUAAUGGAGGGCAGACUUUGGCGGGCGGCAACAACUGGCCCCUUCGAGGAAGAAAAUGGAGCCUUUGGGAGGGAGGCGUUCGAGGUGUGGGCUUCGUGGCGAGCCCCCUGCUGAAACAGAAGGGUGUGAAGAACCGGGAGCUCAUCCACAUUUCCGACUGGCUGCCCACUCUGGUGAAGCUGGCCGGGGGAAGCACAAAUGGCACCAAGCCUCUGGACGGCUUCGACGUGUGGAAAACCAUCAGUGAAGGAAGCCCAUCCCCCAGAGUGGAGCUGCUACAUAACAUCGACCCAAACUUUGUAGAUGAUUCACCAUGUCCUGGGAGAAGCAUGGCUCCGGCAAAGCAUGAUUCUUUUCUUCCAGAAUAUUCGACCUUCAACACAUCUAUCCAUGCUGCAAUCAGACACAAGAACUGGAAACUCCUCACUGGCUACCCAGGGUGUGGUUACUGGUUCCCUCCACCAUCUCAGUACAAUGGUUCUGCGAUUCCCCCAUCGGACCCACCGACCAAGACCUUAUGGCUCUUUGACAUUGAUCGGGACCCAGAAGAAAGACAUGACCUGUCAAGAGAACAUCCUCAUGUCGUCCGGCAGCUCCUCUCCCGUCUGCAGUUCUACCACAAACACUCGGUGCCCGUGUACUUCCCGGCACAGGACCCCCGCUGUGACCCCAAGAGCACUGGGGCCUGGGGUCCUUGGAUGUAGGAUUUCAGGCAGCCUGCAGGAGGAGAAAACCUCUCUGUUGCAAGCUGGACGUCAGGCCUUUCCUUGUGUGACUCUUGUCAUAUUUCUUCUCCCAACCUGGGUUCACCUGGCCCUUCUCUCGCUCCUAAACCACACGGGGUGUCUAAUUUCAGCCCCUAGUGCGUGUAAGAAGCUGAUAAAAUCUGGAACGCUCCUGCUCUUGGCUGGGGCAUGUGUCUAGAGAACAGGGUGACUGGGUUCAUCCCCUUUUUCCUGAGCUGUGGGACAGCUGGAACUUGACUUGAAAUAGGAAGUUAUUGAGUCCAGGAGGCUGGAGCAGCUGGCUCUUUUUGCCUCACAAGUCAGAUGUUAGAUUUCCCUCUGCCAAUAGCCGGGUUUUAUUGGAGUGACUCACUCACAUUUUUUGUAACAAUGAAGGGAGCAGACAAUUGUUAAUGGUUCUGUUGGCCACGGGUUCUCCCUGUCUGUGAGAGAUCGUGUUCAGGCAUUCCAUGUGAAUAACCCGCCUUGGUUCACCCCUCGCUCACUCAUUUCAUCCCUCACCUCGUCACUCAUCCCAUCACAGAGCAUAAGGCCCAUUUCAUUGUUAAGGUCAGCAUGGCAAUAUGCCUACUUCUUGGUUUUGGUUUUUAAAAUAAAUGUGAUUUUAUCCCCAAGUUUUUUCCCAGCCAUUGCUCAUUUUGGCUAGCCCUCCUGCUCCCCCCACCCCCUGUGGCUCUUUUCCUUCCCUUCCUUUUGACUCAGGCGUCCUGUGCCUGGGAACGCUGCUUUGCUCUCUGCCAUGAGCACCACUAAUUUUUGGGACACUGCUGAGCCCUGCCUGCCCUUUGCCCCUAACACUGAAGCUGGAGCCCUGCCCAGAGAAGGUGGAGGAGGGUGACUCUGUGAGCGUGCUCACGGUGGACAUGAAGAGGCCUGGGUGGGGAUGCGUGCAUCUGUGUCGUCUGUUUGGGGAGGUGUUUUCUAGUUGCGUGGAGUUUGUUAUCACGACCUUUGUCUCAUAAUGUACUGAGUUGCACUGCUGUUCCCUGGCAGUGGGGAGAAACCCUGGGAAGGAUGACCUUGUCCUGGGAUCAUGAAAGUUGCAGUUUGAAAAAUAAAGUGGCCUGCAUCUGGGAUACUGGGCCCGGGUGAAGCAAAGGAGGCACAUGCACAUUUCUCUUAUUCUCUCAGUUUUACUGCUUGUGUUGAGGUUCUGGGGUUGGGGAAAGAAGAUGCACAGAAGGACCUGCCAGCCCUUUCUCAGUCCCACUAACGUCCUGCUAAUGCAGAUCAGUCCAAACUAGCUCCAAAGAGUGUCAAACUCAGAGAAAUAUGUGCAAAAACUUAACUUUUUUUGCACUAGCUCCACUUGUUCAUUCACUGCUUAUCACUAGCGCCUGGUACAUAGAAGGCACUCAAUAUACUUUUUAAACAUAAGUGAAUGAAUGGACAAAUGGGUAAAUAAGAAAGUCUCACACCACGAAAGGUGCUAGUCCAAUGAGCUGGGUUCAGGGGUAAUAUAAAUAUCUUCCAACCACUGCUUUUCUGUCCUGAGCUGCCCUCCUGGGGUGGGAGCAUGGUCUGUGUAUCUGGGCAGUCAUAGGAUGUGCCAUAGUAAAGUCAUAACGUCCUCUUGGCAGGGGGAGAGGGGAUAUGCCUACCAAAGGUAUUCUUUUGCCAAUAAUCCUCAAUUGUAUUCUUCAUGGGACACUAAAAACUAAACCCACCAGAUAAUAGGAUAUAGGUUCUGGUAGAGCCAUCCUACAGUUCAAGAGCAGGAUUUUCUGUUCACUACUAACUGGUAUGAAGUUAUGGUGAUUGGAAGGAAGUGGUGCUAGAACUAAUGACACCUGUUACUAACCUGUACCCCACUCCUGGGUUGGCAAACAGCUGGCCAAAAUGCUGUUACCUCUCACUCCCAAGCCUGUGGCAGAUAUUAUGGACUGAGCCCACAUGCUCCUUCUGGAUCCUUCUAAUGCCAGGGCUGUAGGUAACCAUUAACCCUGUAAGAUUGGAGGCCAUCAGUCCAUGACGCCUAUUUGUGCUUCCUGCUGUGCUCCCAGCAGCUGUCCCCAAUUCCAGUCCCUUGAUUGCUGCAUUCACUGUGGAUGUUCUGCACUCAAUGGAUUUAAAAGGAAUUUUAGACUAACUUUUUGUAAAACUUUUGGGAUUUUUAUCCAUCAUAGAAGGUAUCUCAUUAGAUUGUCUUAUUCUGUACAAGAAUAUGAACGGAUUCAUAUGUUGUUGUUAGGAGUUUUAAUGUUCUCUCUUUCCAAAUUUGAUUACCUUUAAAGAAGGGUUUCGUUUACUUAAUUGUUUUUCAUUGUUACUAUAUGAUUGUUCCAGAUUUGGGGGACAAAAAAAUUUAUCUUUUAAAAAUGUGUCAGCCAUGAGCAUGGGGUUUCCAUUUGGGUGGUGAAAAAGUUCUGGAACUAGAUAGUGGUGAUGGUUGCAUAACAUCAUGAAUGCGCUUAAUGCCUCUGAAUUGUACACUUUAAAAUGGUUAAAAUGAUAAACUUUAAGUUUUUACCACAAUUUUUAAAAUGUGUCAGCUCAUUUUACGGUAUGUGAAUUAUAUCUCAAUAAAGCUAUUAAAUAAAUAAACAUAGCAAAAGUUUCAGAGCUAAAAAAAAUGUGCCAGUCAUUGCCCCAAGAAUACAAACUAUAAUAUAAGAUACUGGAGGGAGGUCCAGAGAGGGUAGCAGUGAAUAUAAAGUGAUAAUAAGAGAGUGUAUUAGUUCUCUAUUGCUACAUAACAAAUUGCCCCCAAAUUCAGCAUCUUAAAACAAACAUUUGUUAUUUCACCCAUUAUAUGAGGCUCAGGACUCUAGGACUGGUUUAGUUGGGUGGUUCUGACUCAGGCUCUCUCAUGAGGUUGUAGUCAAGCAGUGGGCCUGAGCUGAGUCAUCUGAAGGUUUGCCUGGGGUUGGAGGAUCCACAUCCAAGAUGAUUCACUCAUAAGGCUCUUGGCUAGUGGCCUCAGUUGCUUGCCCUGUGGGCCUCUCCAUGAGCUGCUUGCAUCCUCACAGGUGGCAGUUACCUUCCAGCAGAGCAAGUAAUCUAGAGAAAGAGAGCAAGAGGGAGCUACAGUGCCUUUUGUGACCUGGUCUCCAAAAUCAUACACUGUCACCUCCAACUUUUUUCACUUCCUUAAGGAGGAGUUAUUAGGUCCAGCCCAUACAAGGGGAGGAGAAUUAGGCUCCACCUUUUGAAGGAAGUGUCAGAUUUGUGGACGUGUUUGACACCACCACAGACAACAGAGGAGAAAGGGCAGAUGUGGCCUCCUGGGGAAUAGAUUGUCCAUUCAAGUCUACUUGCAUUUAUCAAAUGCUGCUAUUCGAAGAGAGAGAUUAGAAAGCAUCCAGCUUUACUAUUUAGUGGUAGAAUGACCAUAGAAGAAUCUUUUAACCCUCUCUGUGCCUCAGUUUUUUUCCUGGUGAAGUGAUGGGUUGAAUUAGUUAAACUCUAAAGUCUCUUAUAUGCCUAGUGUCCAGAACAAUGCCUGGUACAUAGUCAAUGUUCAAUAAAUGUUGGUUGAUUGACUCUUAACUGACUGAACUCCAACGUAAGGAUGUGAAAUAAUACCAUGCUAAAAAUAGCCUGAGACUGUGCUCAAUCUUGAAAAAAAUCAUUUUUAACAGUAUUAUUAAAUCUAUUCAAUGCUAAUUGUUAAAGGCUUACUUGGUUUCAACCCCUUCCAUUUUUAAAAAAUGCAGUCUUUGUCCAAGCAUAAAAUUACCUAAAUCAAGAAAGUAAAAAGGAAGAAUUACAUCUUUUUUAAAAAGCGCAUCGGAGAAAUAGCCCAAGUGUCCAAGAACAAACAAAUGGAUAAACAAAAUGUGGUAUAUCCACACGAUGGAAUGUUACUCAGCCGUCAAAGGGAAAGAGAUUCUGACACAUCCUGUAAUGUGAGUGAACCUUGAGGACAUUAUGCUAAGUGAAAGAAGCUAGACAUGAAAGGACAAAUAUUAUGUAAUUCCAGUUAUAUGAAAUAUCACAAAUAGGCAGAUUCUAGAGACAGAAAGUAGAUUAGAGGCUGUGAGGGCUGAGGGGAGGUGAGAAUGGGGAGUAUACUCAACGGGUAGAGUUCCUUUCGGGGUGAUGAGAAAGCUUCGGAAAUAGAUAGUGGUGAUGGCUGCGUAACACGGUGAAUGUGAUCAGUGCCACUAUGUGGUACACUUACAGCUGGUUAAAAUGGUAAAUUUUAUGUUCUAUAUAUAUAGUACAUAUGUAUUUUACCACAAUAUAAAUAAACAAGCAAAUGAGGGGCAAGUGCGUCUGAGACAUUCUGCAUUGGGAAGUGGGGAGAAACGUAGGAGCCAGCAGAGGACUAGCUAGGUGGGGUCUAGUCCCC
Messenger RNA from Equus quagga, 6120 nucleotides. RefSeq names its product arylsulfatase B (gene ARSB). The transcript is spliced from 8 exons. Bases 207 to 1784 code for a protein of 525 amino acids. Lineage: Eukaryota; Metazoa; Chordata; Mammalia; Perissodactyla; Equidae. The record is from RefSeq and is a predicted model, not a curated record.